ACUUUGAUACAAUACUCCCUCAUGUUAUACAUGAACAUAUCAAAAGGUAUCAUACACAUCACCCCUGUUCCACUUAUUUGUUCGGUUAAAGAGACUUAGAUCUAAUCUCUAACUGUAAUUGGCCACUUCUCCCGCAUCUUAAGUCUUAAAUUGUUGGGACUUGAAGUAGAACCUUACUCUUUUGGCACCCUCGGUCGGUCACUACAGUACCUGCCUAACUUCACCAUACAUACAUAAAUAUCUCGAAAUCUGCAUUACAACGAAGAGAGGCAUAUUUUCACUUAAGCACACUCGGUGUGUUACGACACGAAGAUAAAUAUCUUGUCGUCCCCUUUAGAGAUUCCCUACAUUCGACAUGCAUGAUCCAUUUCCUAUCCCACCAUCGCCAUGGCUUAGCCAGACCGUUCAGCCGUUCGCCGACUAUUUUCACCUAACGACCUUACCCCUCCAUAUACACGAAGUUCUUGGGUCUUUCUUGGCAUAUACGUUCAUCAACAAGGUCGUCGCGCCCCAGGUUUCCAUGCUCAUUUUCCCUGAGAAGUACUCCAAAUUCUCCGCAGAACGAAAGCUUAAUUGGGAUGUACAUGUGGUCUCACUAUGCCAAAGUUCUCUUAUCAACAUCCUCGCCUUAUGGGUUAUGUUCGCGGAUGAAGAGCGCAAGAACAUGACGGCACAGGAGCGUGUCCAUGGUUAUACUGGAGCUGCUGGCAUGAUCCAAGGUCUAGCGACUGGCUACUUCCUCUGGGACUUGAUGAUUACCCUACAGAAUCUCAGAGUCUUUGGCAUAGGCAUGUUGGCACACGCGACCAGUGCUCUGUUGGUUUUCUCUUUUGGUUUUGUGAGUGUUUGUGCUUCCAAAAAUUAAACAUUGCUAAUAUUUACUCCCCAGAGACCAUUUGUCAAUUUCUAUGGAUGCACAUUUAUUCUUUACGAGCUUUCCUCGCCCUUUCUAAACUUCCAUUGGUUCUUCGACAAACUCGAUAUGACUGGAUCUAAGCCCCAACUUUACAAUGGAAUUGCUCUCCUCUUUACCUUCUUUUGCUGCCGACUUGUGUGGGGAACAUACCAGUCAGUUCGUGUUUAUCAAGAUGUAUGGAGGUCAAUGCACAACCAGCCUGCAAAUUAUGCUUCUAUCAAUAUUGAUGCUCUCGCAAAUGGCACCGCCUCUGCAGCUGAUGCCGCAGCAGGGCGUAGUGCGGCCCCUCUCCAGAAUGAUAUUAUGCGCUUCGCCGAUAACGAGUUCAUCCCGCUCUGGCUAGGGUUCACGUAUUUAGGAAGCAAUCUUGUGCUCAACACCUUGAACUUUUACUGGUUUGGAAAAAUGAUUGAAGCUGUUAGAAAGAGAUUCCAACCGGCCAAGGAAGGCAGACAAAAGGACAAAGCGAUUGCCAUGAAGAGCACUGGUGCCAAUGGCAAGGUCAAGAUUAGCGUUGAGGAGAACGAGGUCCGUAGACGAAAAGCAUUGGACGAUGAUGAACCAAUUGCGGCAGUUUCGUAGUUUGUCUGUCUAUAUUUCCGAGACUGUGGGUUCGAACGAACAACUGAUGGUCGACGUUCAUGGUGGCUUCACUCCUUGGGUGUAUCGAGACUUCUUGAUUUCGCCUUCUUUGCAGUUAGAAUUAUCCCUAUACAUAAAGACGCUUUUACCCUUAUGAUCCAAAUAUAUUGCAUUGAUUUA
Messenger RNA from Sclerotinia trifoliorum, 1678 nucleotides. The record is from the annotation of a GenBank genome assembly. NCBI's taxonomy places the organism in Eukaryota, Fungi, Ascomycota, Leotiomycetes, Helotiales, Sclerotiniaceae.